GCCACGCUGCCUGCCUCACCCUCUCUGCCCAUGUGUCCAGAGAGUUAAUCAUGAUGUUAUGGAAGCUCCCGUCUGUUUGCAGUCCUGCCAGGAAAUGCAUGAAAUCUUUCCCUUUCCAGUGGGGACGAGGAAUUAGCUCUGGGACGGCUCGUCUUGGAUCGGUGAGUCUAAAAGGUCGCAGCUGUCUCACACUGAAAGAUUUCAGCUCCGAAGAAAUCACGAGGUUACUGUGGGUGUCAGGAGACCUGAAGCGUCUAAUAAAGCAGGAAAAGCAGUAUCUGCCUCUGCUACAAGGGAAGUCCAUCGCGAUGAUAUUUGAGAAGAGGAGCACCAGAACAAGAAUGUCCACCGAGACAGGGAUGGCUCUGUUGGGCGGACACCCUUGUUUCCUCACCUCACAAGACAUCCACCUGGGUGUGAAUGAGAGCUGCACCGACACAGCCAGGGUUCUCUCGGGCCUCUGCGAUCUCGUUCUGGCUCGGGUGUACAGCCACUCCACGCUGGAGGAGCUCCACAGGGAGGCCUCCAUUCCCAUCAUCAACGGUCUGUCUGAUCUGUAUCACCCCAUCCAAAUUCUGGCGGACUUUCUCACUCUGCAGGAGCAUUACGGAUCCUUAAGCGGACUAACCGUAAGCUGGAUUGGAGAUGGAAAUAAUGUCCUCCACUCUUUCAUGAUGGCUGCAGCCAAACUGGGUGUUCAUCUCAGAGUUGCCACACCAAAGGGGUACGAGGCGGACAGCAGUGUAAUCCAAGAGGCUAAAAACCUGUCCAAACAGCACGGGACACAGCUUGUUCUGACCUCUGACCCGAUGGAGGCUGCCCACGGCAGCAAUGUACUGGUCACUGAUACUUGGAUCAGCAUGGGACAGGAAGAGGAGAAGAAGAAGAGGCUCAGAGACUUUCAAGGAUACCAGAUCACCAUGAAGACCGGAAGUGUGGCCGAGCCCGACUGGACCUUCCUUCACUGCCUCCCCCGGAAACCGGAGGAGGUGGAUGAUCAGGUUUUCUACUCGACACGUUCUCUGGUCUUUAACGAAGCAGAGAACAGGAAAUGGACCAUCAUGGGUCUGAUGGUUUCCCUGCUGACUGACUACUCUCCACAGAUCCCCUCGUCAAAAUUCUAACAAUUUCCCCCUAAUAGAGUGAGGUGUAUGUGGAUUUACUGUCAAGUGCAAAUCAUUAGACUUCCUCUCAGCACUUCAACGCCAAUAGAUUACUCCACAGUUGUUACGUUUACAAUGUUUCCUACGAUUACUGAGUGUUUAAAGUUUAAAAUAUCAGGUGCUUUCUUCAUACAUUUGAGGAAUGGGGAGAAUGUCUUAAAAUGUGUAAAACUUUUUCUCUGCUCAGCUUAUCAGAUUUAUUGUUUUUUAUUAUUUUGCACCUUUGCUUAUUUGAAUGAAAAUAAAUAACGCAAAAAGAUUAUUCACCUUACUGAGCUGAUAAUGAUUUUUUGGGGGGAAUUUGAGUCCGUUUUUUGGUGAGAAACCAAACAGCAGAACUAUCCUUGAUUGUUCCUUGAUUGUUGCUGGGUCUGUGAAGGCAAAAUAAAAGUCAAACAAUGUGAAAAUAAAUCAUGUUUACAACAAA
Molecule: messenger RNA, 1590 nt
Organism: Oryzias latipes (Japanese medaka)
Lineage: Eukaryota; Metazoa; Chordata; Actinopteri; Beloniformes; Adrianichthyidae
Gene: otc
Product: ornithine transcarbamylase
Biological process (GO): L-citrulline biosynthetic process
Cellular component (GO): mitochondrion
Molecular function (GO): ornithine carbamoyltransferase activity; amino acid binding
Source: RefSeq, a predicted model, not a curated record